AUUUUCUUUCCAUAGAUUUCAAUUUCAUUCAUCAACCUCAAAUUUUUUGUUUCUUUAUUCACCCACCAUUUUCUUUCUCACCCUCUCUCCCUCUGUAAUUCUCUUCACUAUUACUCUCACACACACUUGUGUUCUUUCUGUGUCUCUUAUGUAAAUAUCAUUUUCCACCCUUUUCAAAAAUAUCUCUCUUUCUCUCUCUUUGCUUAAACCUCAAUUCUCUUAUUCUCAUUCUUCACUCUCCAUUUCCAUUCAACCUUCACUCUUCAAUCUUCAAUCUUCAAACUUCAAACUUCAAACCCCACUUGUUAAAAUUCCCAAAUUUUCAAUCUUUUCUCCUCAUGUAUACUUUUCAAGCUAGUUUAGUUUGAACUUGGUGGUGGGGUUUUCGGUUUUCUCAAUUUGUCGAAAUAAAAACUGUUUUUUUAAUCCUUUUUUUGUUUUUUCUUUGGGGGUUGCAGAUUCAAGAAGGGGUGUGAGAUUCAAUUUGUUUAUACAUGGUGGUGUCUUAAAGAUAUAUAUCCAGCCAAUAUUGAAUUCAGAGGAAGUUAGUGAUUACUCGAAAUUCUCAAAAGAUAUGCAGUCAACCUUCUUUCUGCUGAAAUGAAGAACUUGCAGAGUACAGAAGAAUUACAGUCAUCAGCUCAAGCUUCUCAUGAGCCCAAGAUUGAACCACCUAACAAUCACACAACUGAUGCUCCUGUUGCAGACUCAGGCUCAGCAUCUGCUUCAAGCAAUGAUAGCAAAAAGGUUUCACGACAGGAUAUUGAGCUUGUCCAGAAUUUAAUAGAACGGUGCUUGCAAUUAUAUAUGAAUAAAGAUGAAGUGGUUAAAACACUACUGACUCGGGCAAAGAUAGAUCCCGGAUUUACAACUCUUGUGUGGCAGAAGUUGGAAGAAGAGAAUGCUGAUUUCUUCAGGGCCUACUAUGUUAGACUAAAAUUGAAAAAGCAGAUACUUUUAUUCAAUCAUUUACUUGAGCAUCAAUAUCAUCUAAUGAAGUGUCCCAUGCCUCCAAAGGUUCCAUUGGCUCCGAUACAAAAUGGAAUCCAUCCUAUGCCUGUCAACAAUCUACCUAUGGGAUAUCCAGUGCUACAACAGCAUCCUAUGCCAGCAGCAGGUCAACCUCAUAUAGACUCCAUGGGUAUAUCAAGUUGUCACGUCGUUAACGGAGUCCCUGCACCGAGCAAUUUUCACCCUAUUCGAAUGAACUCUGGGAACGAUAUGGUGAUGGACCACAGUGUGCCUGAUAUGGCUCCUAUGAUUCAACAAAACGGCACAAUGUCGUCCGUCUCAGAAAUGCCAGUGAGUCCGACAUCAGUAGCAUCGAGUGGUCAUUUCCCCUUCACCGCAUCCGAGAUAUCAGGAAUGGGCACAGAUGCAUCAGCUCUUGAUUCAGCAUUUACAUCCGACGUGGCAAGUUCAGUAGGACUACAGCUGGCACAAGAUGGCGGAAACGGAAUUUCUCGAUCUCUGGAUCAAAUUCAAUGGAAUUUUAGCCUAUCAGAUUUAACCGCAGAUUUACCAAACUUGGGAGGUAAUUUCAUAUCAAGAUCUUCUUUUAGAUAUAUAGUUAAAUUCAUCAGAUAUUUACAACCAACCGUGUUUGCAGAUCUAGGAGCUUUGGGAAACUAUCCGGGAUCGCCGUUUUUGCCAUCUGAUUCAGACAUGUUGCUUGAAUCUCCAGAUCAACAGGAUAUAGUGGAUGACUUCUUUGUUAAUUCUGAGCCUCCAUGCUCUCAAUCAGAUGAGGAGAAAUCUUAAUCUCAAGGCAAGAGAAGUUGUUUGUUCUACAUUAAUUGAUAGAUUAGGGAGACAAAUUAGGAUUAAUAAAUGUCAUCUAGGUUCCUUGGCAUACAAGUGUAGACAGAGCCUUAUCUUAAUUACCUAAGUGUAAUGUUUUGCAUUCUUAUGAGGGAGAGAAAGGCGGGGACAUUGUAAUUCAUUUCAUAGUUGUUUGGAUGAUUGUGACUCUGGUAAAUUUCAUGAUAAAUGUUUAAGGAUAAUGUUUCUACACACUUCAA
Messenger RNA from Lathyrus oleraceus (garden pea), 2021 nucleotides. RefSeq lists its product as uncharacterized. The record is from RefSeq and is a predicted model, not a curated record. Bases 601 to 1761 code for a protein of 386 amino acids. The transcript is spliced from 8 exons. NCBI's taxonomy places the organism in Eukaryota, Viridiplantae, Streptophyta, Magnoliopsida, Fabales, Fabaceae.